CUAUUACUAGCCUGCACUCUCCUUAUCAGCAGCAUAACUUGACUGUCUCUUCCUCUCUUACUCACCACCUUCGAUUAUUGACCAGUUACUCAUCAAUAUGCCUGUCAUCCCCUCGAGUUCCGACUUCCCAGCCCAACAAGGCAACAGCGACAACAACGCUCCAAACCAAGAGCAGAGGAACUCCGAUCAGGGAACUCAGAAAGCUACCAUGCUUGAUCACUUGUCCAAGGGUCCUCAAAUCCCUGACAGCAUGCCCCCCAAAGUCCCAAGGGAAGAGAUCGAGGCACGUAAGAAGGAACUGAACAAGUAGUAGAAGAAAUUUGACAAUGCCAAUGGGGUAUACGAUCGCUGUACGUUUAUGAAGCAAUCCUAUUUAAUAAUGUUAUGCUUGUAUCCCGGUCUCCAUAGUAGUUCUAAUCGCCCGAGGAUAAAUGUUCCUUUAAACCUUUAGUUAUAAUUAUUACCACACACAGACUUGAGAACCACAACUUCAACACCACAUUUACUGACCACACAUCCUGUGCAAUGAUAGAUAGACAGAGAUAGUCUCUUCUUCUCUGUAUAGACAAUCGUUC
Molecule: messenger RNA, 575 nt
Organism: Aspergillus welwitschiae
Lineage: Eukaryota; Fungi; Ascomycota; Eurotiomycetes; Eurotiales; Aspergillaceae
Exons: 2
Coding region: 98-310 (70 amino acids)
Source: RefSeq, a predicted model, not a curated record